AUGGCUAAUCGAGGGGGAGCCACGAGACCCAAUGGACCAAAUGCCGGAAAUAAAAUCUGUCAAUUCAAGCUAGUCCUCCUAGGAGAAUCCGCAGUUGGCAAAUCUAGCCUAGUGUUGCGCUUCGUAAAAGGACAGUUUCAUGAAUUCCAAGAAAGCACAAUUGGAGCGGCAUUUCUUACCCAGACUGUCUGCCUUGAUGAUACAACAGUAAAGUUUGAAAUCUGGGACACAGCUGGUCAAGAACGAUACCACAGCCUAGCUCCAAUGUACUACAGAGGAGCACAAGCUGCAAUAGUUGUAUACGACAUCACAAAUGAGGAAUCGUUUGCAAGAGCGAAGAACUGGGUGAAAGAACUUCAGAGACAAGCAAGUCCCAAUAUUGUGAUAGCUUUGUCUGGUAACAAAGCCGAUCUUGCUUCCAAGCGAGCUGUGGACUUUCAGGAAGCUCAAGCCUAUGCAGAUGACAACAGCUUGUUGUUUAUGGAGACUUCUGCCAAGACAUCAGCAAACGUGAAUGAAAUAUUUAUGGCAAUAGCUAAAAAGCUUCCCAAAACAGAACCACAGACAAGCGGAGGCAACACGGCUAGAGGAAGAGGAGUAGACCUUACUGAAACUGCACAGCCUAGCAAAAGUCAAUGCUGUAGUAACUAA
Staurois parvus is the source of this 651-nucleotide messenger RNA. The record is from the annotation of a GenBank genome assembly. Lineage: Eukaryota; Metazoa; Chordata; Amphibia; Anura; Ranidae.